Messenger RNA from Ornithodoros turicata, 1409 nucleotides. RefSeq lists its product as uncharacterized. The coding region runs from base 87 to 1388 and encodes 433 amino acids. The transcript has 12 exons. The record is from RefSeq and is a predicted model, not a curated record. Lineage: Eukaryota; Metazoa; Arthropoda; Arachnida; Ixodida; Argasidae.
UGCAAUUAUCGAACAUUUGAUAUCUUUUUUGCAAUUCAACGAGCUACGAAUACGGUCUCAGAGCCAUUUAAUUCGCGCUUAGCGAAAUGCCCCGCGAUUCUCUAUCUCUUAUUAGACGAGCGUACCGGCAAGAAUCCGAGACGGCCGUGCAGAUUCCAUGGAAGGCGAUAGGUGCCACUUGUUUCACUGUGCUCAUUGUAAUCCCAUUUUUAGUGUACUUUCUUGAGGCCAACCCAUCAAAGAGCUUCCCACCGACGUCUACAAGUAUGGUCAGACCGCCCGUACCCGCGACUGCUACAAUGCCUGAAAGACAGACAGCUAAAAAACCUGCUGGACGACACCUACCAGAGACAGACUUCGAUUCAAUACCCGCUCUUCCUGCCAUACCUGGCGUGCUCCUCUGCGGCUCCAACGGUGGCAACAGAAGUCUUAUCGAUGCCUUGACUGGGUUCUGCACUCACGCCAUGUUCACGGGACCCAUGAUACUGGAGGAGGAUGAUUACGGAAGACGGUUCAUCUACCCGCACGAACGCCAGACAUUCACAGAGUUCUUGAAGGUCAAAGAGCCGGUGAUGAAGUACUUAUCCCUCCAGGGCAAGCUUUUCGAAGGCAAAAAUGGUGGCGAAUUGGUGGCCAUCAUUUCCAAGUUUCUUAGCAGAAACGGCCUAGACGGAAUUCAGCUUCAGCUGCAGGACAAAUUAGAGCUGGACAUCGCUCCUACUAUUUGCCGGGAGUUCCAGAAAAUCCACCCGGGUGAGCUGCACAUCAUUCUCUGGAUUUCCCAUACCUUGAUGCCCCAAAAGGCAUUUUUUGUUAACGUAACGACGAACGUGGAAUAUAUAGUAUUCGAGACCCAGCGCCUUCGAGCCGAUGAGCUGCACUCGUUGCGGUUUCCUAACCCGUACGGGCCUUUCGACAACUCCGACAGCAACGAUACCUUUCUGGCACAACAAGUUGCUCAGCUAGUCCCACUGCGGCGCCACCUAGAAGCCAGCAACUGGUGCAUUAGUAUGGCGCUGGGCGGUGUAAAGUGUUUUAAAGAUGCCCUAUACUCCAAGAUACUGCUUGUUACUGGUUGCGAUCCGGUUACUAUGAAAGAGGUAUGCGAACAGCUACGAAACCACAAAUCCAGGUACAGCAGAGACGCCAUGUCUCGUUAUUUCACUGCGGGGCAAGCAAUGUACGGGUACGAUGACAGAGACAGCCUCGUCGAAAAGUUGAUGAAGCUUCUCUACCAAUACCCUGGAUUCUGCAUCUCUGCGUACGAUGUCGAAUACGACGACACGGACAAUUUCUGCCACGACCACGAAGUGGAUCUUGGGACGCCCCUUCUGAGGGUUUUGUCCCAACUUGUUUCGGCUCGCAGUGAAAAGCACGGGCUGAGAUAAUAAAUUUGUUUACCACAAUGU